Messenger RNA from Ornithodoros turicata, 1070 nucleotides. RefSeq names its product transmembrane protein 17A-like. The transcript is spliced from 4 exons. Lineage: Eukaryota; Metazoa; Arthropoda; Arachnida; Ixodida; Argasidae. The record is from RefSeq and is a predicted model, not a curated record. The coding region runs from base 325 to 879 and encodes 184 amino acids. Gene Ontology annotation, biological process: non-motile cilium assembly. Gene Ontology annotation, cellular component: ciliary transition zone.
GGAAAGCGACGAAGACAUGAUUUUGUUAACGCGUACGUUUAAAGCACGUGGCUUAAAAAGAGACGAAGCAAUAGGUGCAUACUUAAAGGCUAUUUUUUUAUUAUUUUAUUCGUCGAGGUUUUGUUUUACGUAGCUGGCUAGCUGGUGUCACGGCAGUUUCUAUGGCAACUCAGAGUACACAGACUCAUGCACAGACUAAACACUGAACUAUAACUGAACUAACUAAACUACACAGCUCUCUCUGAAAGAGAAAGCAGAGUCAUCUCCCUCCGCGAGGUUUCUCUGAUCUGUCAAAGCACAGCGUAAUCCUGGAAGACCUUCGUGAUGUCUUCAGUAGGCAAGCUUGUAGAAAGUGUCACAGAAUCGUUAUUCCCUGGCGUUCUACAAAACCAAAAGAACAAGCCAAGCCUGCGGCCAUUUCGCUUUGACGACGAAAUACUGACCAAUCUUCCACUGCAAAUGCUAAUUUUCUUCAACUCUUGCUAUUCCCCACUUUGGGUCAUAGCUAGAGUUCUUGCACUAUACUUGAAAUACAGAUACCUCGAUGAAACUUACCAAGUCCUAUGCAGUGCCAUCCUCUUAAUGAUGACACUCGUUGAAGCACCAAGACUUUACCUCGGCCACCUCGGGAAUCUCACAGAGGAGAUGCCUGCGCUGGCCGGUUUUUGGCUGCUAACCACCAUCUUGCAGCUGCCACUGCUACUGUGGCUUGCAUGUGGUACACCACUAGCUCUUCCCAUUGAAAGAGCAAUUGACGUGCCACAAUUCGUUAUCUUGCCAGUCGAAGUAAUGCUGGGAUUCUUUGUGGUGAGGAAAAUCACGAGGCACCAGAGGAAGCAGUUCCUUGAACGCGUCAAGUCUAACACACACACAGAAUGAUGCAUGAUGCAAGAAAAUACGCUUAUCGGAUCCUCAAGAUUGCAUUUAUUUAUGCCUUUCCAGUCCAGUCGAUGUUUUAAGGAACAACUCUUACAAUGGCCAACCAACAUAGAAAAAUUUGUAUUGUGCACUUCACAUAUAAGGCACCUCACGAAGCAGUGUACAAUUUAUAAACAGCAUUGUAUAAGGAA